UUUUUUUUUUGGGAGGUGGGGGUGUUGUAUUUCUCUUCAGGUGGAGUGAGUUGCCCAAUAUUUGUCACUAACAUGAAGUAAGAGGAAGUGCCUUUUCAAUAGUGUGUCAGCUUGGAACCAUACCGCUUCAAUUUCAGCCUUACAUGGAAGUUCAGGACUUCAUCGUUGACAUUGGAAACUCAUAACACAAGACAAUCACACGGCGAUCACAGCUGGGAGGAUGACUAUCGGCAAGGACUCCAGGAAAAGUUCCGUGCGGGCUUCCAUCCGAGCCCCCAAAUUCCUGGACAAAUCCGGCGGCUUCUACGACCGCCUGGAUGAGCUGGAAAGCGCACCCCUGAAGGACAUUUUGGCGAUGGACGGAGGGAGCGACGUGGACGACGGCCAGACGCUCCUGUGGGCGGCGCCCAGCGGCAGGUGGAAGAGAAAAAGCUCCAGGAGGAUGCGGAAGCAGGCCGCUUCUCAGGAGGCGUCCGCUCUGGGCUCGGCGAGCCCCCGCGUAGCCGAAGCGCACACGCACUUUGCUUCCCGGCACGAUUCUGACGAGCGAGUGCUGAUCCGAGACGAGAAGAGAAUGAAGCGGGAGCAAGAGCAGGUCAUGAAAGUGGUGAAGCGGGAUGCCGUGAAAACAUAUCGCAAGGCUGUGGACCGAGCUUUUCGUCGAGGUUGGGAAGCGUUUGUGGCCAACAUCUUCAGCAUCACACUCACGCCCGUCCAUUCGUCCCAAAAUAAGCAUCAAGCAUAAUGUGGCGCUGGCCGAGUUUCAGUAGAAGCUCAGCCAUCAUGAACACCCAAAUAUUUGCCAUUGUAUCAUAAUUAUUUAUUCCAGGUCAUCAUUUGUCACGCCUGGUUCACUAUUGGGAGCUUUUCUCAGGUUUAACACGAUGAAAACACAAACGUGUCGAUGUGUGACUGCCAAAUAUGAAGCAAUGACUGAUCAGUGGACCCAUUUUGUCUUUUAUUUGGAAAGUCAAGUCAAGUCAAGAGUAUUUCUCGAGCACUUUCAAACAGCCAUCGCUGCAUACAAAGUGCUGUACAUGGAGCAAUUUAACAUGGACAAUAAACAGUAAGACAAAUCGGUAAUUAAGGCGGUAGAAAGCACCAAACAGUAAAACCAAGAACACAACUAAGUCAUGCUGAGUCGAAUGCCAAAGAAUACAAGUGAGUUUUGAGGAGGGUUUUGAAGAUGGGCAGCGAGGAGG
Messenger RNA from Hippocampus zosterae (dwarf seahorse), 1202 nucleotides. RefSeq lists its product as uncharacterized. The record is from RefSeq and is a predicted model, not a curated record. The transcript has 3 exons. NCBI's taxonomy places the organism in Eukaryota, Metazoa, Chordata, Actinopteri, Syngnathiformes, Syngnathidae. The coding region runs from base 221 to 745 and encodes 174 amino acids.